AUCGCCGGAGCAGAGCAGCACCGAGGACAGCGCCCGGCAGCGCCGCGCCCAGGUCUUCGUCCUCCUCCGCCCGGACACCCGCACGGACCCACACACACACUCGCACACUCGCACACUCACACACGCAGACACACGCCUCGCUGUACAAUGGCAGAAUCCCACCUGCAGUCAUCCCUGAUCACAGCCAAACAGUUUUUCGAGAUCUGGCUUCAUUUCGACUCUGACGGAAGUGGUUACCUGGAAGGAAAGGAGCUGCAGAACUUGAUCCAGGAGCUCCUGCAGGCGCGAAAGAAAGCUGGAUUGGAGUUAUCACCUGAGAUGAAAACUUUUGUGGAUCAGUAUGGGCAGAGGGAAGAUGGAAAAAUAGGUAUUGUAGAGUUGGCUCAUGUAUUACCCACAGAAGAGAAUUUCCUGCUGCUCUUCCGAUGCCAGCAGCUGAAGUCCUGUGAGGAAUUCAUGAAGACAUGGAGAAAAUAUGAUACUGAUCACAGUGGCUUCAUAGAAACUGAGGAACUUAAGAACUUUCUAAAGGACUUGCUAGAAAAAGCAAACAAGACUGUUGAUGACAUAAAGCUAGCCGAGUAUACAGACCUAAUGCUGAAACUGUUUGACUCAAAUAAUGAUGGGAAGCUGGAGCUGACCGAGAUGGCCAGAUUACUACCAGUGCAAGAGAAUUUUCUUCUUAAAUUUCAGGGAGUUAAAAUGUGUGGGAAAGAAUUCAAUAAGGCUUUUGAGUUGUAUGAUCAGGAUGGCAAUGGAUACAUAGAUGAAAAUGAACUGGAUGCUUUACUGAAAGAUCUGUGUGAGAAGAAUAAACAGGAUCUGGAUAUCAAUAAUAUUCCAACAUACAAGAAAAGCAUAAUGGCUUUGUCGGAUGGAGGGAAGCUGUACCGAACAGACCUGGCCCUUAUUCUCUCUGCUGGGGACAACUAGAUUUGGGGCUACAACCACUUGUUAGCGGUACCUUGUAUCUAAAAAGAUAACUGUGCACUAUAAAGGAGUAGGCUGUAUUUUCUUUUAUAUCUGUAAAUUUUACUGCAUAUAGACAAUUAUCCAGGAUGUGUGGCACAUUCUUUUCUGCUUGUUUCUAUACUGUUUGUAAUGUACAGUUUUUGUAACUAUAUGAUUGAAAAGGAGAAGGUCUAUAUUUAGGCCAGUCAGUAUACCCAAUUAAGGAAAACCUAACGUGUUCUUGCUUUAAUAAAUACAGUUGCCCAUGAAGAUUCCUCUGAAAAUCUUCACCAGGAUUAACCUCUAAAAUUCUAUUCUCUGAUGAAAAAUGCACAUUUAUCACUGAAUAAAAGGACUAUAUAUGACAAACCAAGCAUUCUUAUUUCAGACAAUCAUAGGACUCUCCCACACAGUACUUCUGUAUUUCCAACUACUAGGAGAAAUGUGUUUUCACAUCUAAAAUACUCACAAAAAUACCUAAUAAACAGUUAAAUUGUGGAUUUAUGAAUUCAACAGUCUCACUAGAGAUUUAGUUUAUUAAUCAAAAACAUGAGUAUUGCUUCAAGCAAUACCAAACUAUUGACUCAACUUGACGUGGUGACAAAGGAAGGCAGCACCAGGUGACAUCGAUCUUAUUCUAAGUCUGUUUCCAACAAGUCUACUGUGAGAGUAUGACUUUGAUCUAUUUUCUAUUUUCAUGUGUUUCAGAUUAUAAUUAUUCUGGUAACUGCUGUUUUAUGUCUAUAGUGUGUAAGCUCUGAUUAAAUUUAAUAUGCUAAGUAUCCUGGUGUCUAGUUUGCAUACUUCCUGGAUUUUCUUUCUAUUGUAGAACUGUUCAUUUCACCAAGGGUAUCUGCUGCCUCUGAAAAUAUUUUUUUCUAGCUAUAACAACUCUAUUUUUUACUACAUAAUUGAAUUUUAAUGUAAAAUUCAUAGCAUCCUGAUUAUUAAUGUUAUAUCAUCAAUACUUUUGUGUAUUCUGUGGAUUCUAUAUUUCACAUUGAGAUUAGCAUUCAAAAUAGUUCUAUUUCUAUCUGCAAAUAGUUUCAAAUGAGUUCAAAAUAGCAUCUGAAGAAAAAUGCUACUGUAAUCAUCUUAUCUAGCAAAGGAAAUUCUAAACCUUUCUUUGGCCCACAUCUAAGUCACAGUUGCAUAUAUUGUAGCUAGAAUAUCUUAUACUGGUUAUAGUUGAUACGUAAUGAUGGUGAUUUUAUAUUGUCUGUGGAGCAAAGAGUAAUGACAGAAAUGUCUAUGUGGAAUUUAUAAAGUUACAAUUAAAAAGUUGAUGAUGGUUCUGGGUCAAUUUGAAUGUUCCGAUUCAACACUUAGUUUUUCAACUCAUAAAACUAACAAGACAAUGUGAGCUAUCUCCUUCCCUCAAGAAUGAACAGGGAAAAGAUCUACCAAAAAACAAAAUUUAUCAAUUGAUGUGAGUAGUAGAUUGGCUUUGCCUGCAGUGUAUAAAUGGAAGCACUAACAUUAGAUUGAAUUUAACUGUAAGGAAUAAAGAAAGGAGAAAAUA
Chinchilla lanigera (long-tailed chinchilla) is the source of this 2473-nucleotide messenger RNA. It is a transcript of the gene Calb1, whose product is annotated as calbindin 1, 28kDa. Lineage: Eukaryota; Metazoa; Chordata; Mammalia; Rodentia; Chinchillidae. Gene Ontology annotation, cellular component: nucleus; dendrite; terminal bouton. Gene Ontology annotation, molecular function: calcium ion binding. Bases 148 to 933 code for a protein of 261 amino acids. Gene Ontology annotation, biological process: regulation of presynaptic cytosolic calcium ion concentration; regulation of long-term synaptic potentiation. The record is from RefSeq and is a predicted model, not a curated record. The transcript has 11 exons.